GGGGCCGGCGGGCAGGCGGGCACCCACCUCGCCGCCCAGGCGCUGGGGCUCCCGGAAGCGGAAGGGGAGCGCGGCCCGGCCUGGGCGGCGGCACCGAGGAGGAGGCGGCGGACGAAGCGCAGUGAAGAGCCACUGGUAGCAGCGAGAGCAGUGGCGGCGCGAGGGACCCGCGGCGCCGAUUCUCGUGAAGAACUGCUAUUGAGGAGAGAUCCAUUUGCUGGGAUUUAAUUAAAAAAAAAAAAUGAAUCAAGACACAACCUCUAAAUGCAAGUACCAGAGAAAUUGCCACACAUCUCAGUGAAUUCGCAAAUGCCACGCCUGGUGGAUAUUAAUGAGUGAGCGACCCUGCCGUUCUCCCAGUUAUGUCUCUGGUUGUAAUCUGAUUUGGUGCUCCGGAGGACUACUGUUCUUGUCUGCCAUCCACUUGUAAGGAUAUAUGCUACUGAUUUUUACAUUCAGGAUUUCCUUUGUGGAUUGGUAGGCAGUUCCAAGACUGCAAAAUGGGUCUUCGGAUUCACUUUGUUGUUGACCCACAUGGUUGGUGCUGCAUGGGUUUGAUUGUCUUUGUCUGGUUAUUCAAUAUUAUUAUGAUUCCCAAAAUUGUUCUCUUUCCUCACUAUGAAGAAGGACAUAUUCCUGGCAUAUUAAUAAUAAUAUUCUAUGGCAUUUCCAUAUUUUGCCUGGUUGCCUUAGUGAGGGCCUCAAUAACUGAUCCUGGAAGACUCCCUGAGAACCCAAAGAUUCCACAUGGAGAAAGGGAGUUCUGGGAGUUAUGUAACAAGUGUAAUCUGAUGAGACCUAAGCGUUCCCAUCACUGCAGCCGCUGUGGCCACUGUGUUAGGAGAAUGGAUCAUCACUGUCCAUGGAUUAACAAUUGUGUUGGUGAAGAUAACCAUUGGCUUUUUCUGCAGUUGUGUUUCUACACUGAACUUCUUACUUGUUACGCGUUGAUGUUUGCUUUCUGCCACUAUUACUACUUUCUUCCACUAAAAAAGCGCAACUUGGACCUCUUCAUUGUUAGACAUGAAUUGGCAAUCAUGAGACUAGCUUCCUUUACGGGCAUUGCUAUGUUGGUUGGAAUUACUGGACUCUUUUAUACUCAACUAAUUGGCAUAAUCACAGAUACAACAUCUAUUGAAAAGAUGUCAAACUGUUGUGAAGAAAUAUCGAGGCCCCGAAAGCCAUGGCAGCAGACCUUCUCAGAAGUUUUUGGCACUCGUUGGAAGAUCCUGUGGUUUAUUCCUUUCAGGCAGAGGCAACCACUGCGAGUUCCCUACCACUUUGCCAAUCACGUCUAAACAGAUGGAUGGUGGGCACAGAUGGGUCCUCCAUGCUGGAAAUGCGUUACAGGUUUUCUGAUAAUAGAACUAUGACAGUCUUCAAGUCAAUUAAAAUCCACCCACCAAUCUUAGGCAUCAUAAUGUGCCCCAUGCUUUAUUUUAAUAGUGAUCUUGAUCCUGUUGUGGGACUAAUACAAGAUCUAUAUUUAAGUUUUAAAGCAUGUUUACUUUCAAAUUAGGUUUCCACAGGGAUUUCUUUAAAUGCUUUUGUUAUUAAUAUCAAAAGGCAAUGAUUGGUUUAAAAGAAUUGUACAUGAUUUCUUUUAAAACUGACAAUAUUACAUAUUUUAAUUUAUGGGACAUUUUAAAUGUUUAUUUAAAUUUUUCACUCUAAGCAGUACUAACCAAAUCUGAAAUCAGUUCUUCAGGUUUUACAAAAGUAGAUACAUCUUACAUGUAAAUUUUCUCUUUCAAGUACAGUAUAAAAAAUACACUUCCUUUUAUAUGUGCUGCAGGAGUUUUUUAAAAUGCAGCUUAGGAUUGAAUUGACAACAAAACAAAAGGAGCAGUGUUUUCUUAGAAGUAGCUUUCUAACUUCUUCUCCUUUUUCUUCACCAAAACAAAGUAAAAUAAACACCAACUACCUACCCUGUUUAGACGGAAAGCUUAAUUAUUUUGUUCACAUUAGCUCUCCCAUUCCCUUCCUCUCUACUAUUGUGAUAAAUGGUGGUUGUUAAAAUAUUUGCUGCAAGGAGAAAUUUGUGAGCAGUGGGCACACAGUCCUACUUUACCCUAAGAUUUGGUGAGGGAAAAGGGCAGAGAAUUUGCAAUAAUUUCACAGGUACUUUUUCUAGUGCAGUUAUAUUAGGAUGCAUAUGUUUUUAAGAUGCUAGUAUAACUAGAUAUAAUAUAUAAUGUACAGUAUAAAGAGGAAUAUUGUGCUUUUGAAAAUACAUAUACUUUUAUUUACCUACUAAUAUAUCUAAAAUUGUACAAUGAAGGUUUAUAUUUAAUAUUGGCCAAUUGAUACUGAAAUUUUAUUUAUAGGGAGUUACUAAUAAAUGUAACCUUUGUCUAUCCAUAAUCAGUCAUCCAAAUUGAAAUUAAGUUGCAAUUGGCCAACUAUGACUUAAAUUACGACUUUUAUUAGUAGUGUUAGGAAAUGACUUUGAAAUAAAAAAGUUAAUGAUCUAUUCACUAGCCUUACACAAAUUAAAUUGCAAAUAGUGAUGAACUGUUGAAAAGCAUAGAAGUGUGUAUGAAAAGACAUGUAGCAUGCUUUGAAAAAAAUUCAGCUUUCAAUUUUUUUUCCAUUAGAAUACUGCAAAAUCCAUAUAUCUUUUAAAGUAUGUAUCAGUCUUUCCCUUGAAGAGAAGAUUGAAGGAGUUUACUGUUCUUGGAGCAUGUCAAUAUUUUCCUCUUAGUUUUGAUAGUAAGAAGUCAGACCUGGGAAAUCAUGAGAACAGAAGGUAACACUUGUCAGUCAAUUAAUUAUGCUCUUUCGGAAAUUGUAAAUAUCUUCUAAAAUAAUAGACUAAGCUCUUCUCAGCUAUAAUUACCAUGAUUUUUAUGUUCUGAUUAGAAUGCUUUAUUUAAAAACUUAGAAGUGGCAAAUGAAAAUAUUUAUUGGUGCUGAUAAGAUACAUAGUAAUUUAAUAUGAGAAAUAUAUUUAUAGAGCUUAAUAACAAAAUUGGUAGUUUGUAUAAGGCAAAUUGGUUGGGUUUUGUGUAAGUUAAUUUAUUGACCAAAUUUGACCUGGUGUUAGAACUGUUAUAAUGAAGUAAUACAUAGAUAUUGUAGAUAGAUCAGUUGAAUGCCUCAUGCUGAAUAUAUCCAUUUCACAUGAGGACCUUGAGAAAAUAACAUUUAGUGUAGACCCCUUAAAGAGCUUUAUGACCAUAUUUAUAAUUCAUGUAAUAACAAUAGCUACUUUGAAAGGUACUGGAGGUAUUCAGUACUAGCCUCUGCUUCAAUAAUGAGAACCAGUGAUGGUCACUUUCCCAUUCUGAGGAUUUUUUUUAGUUUUUCUUAGAUAUCACACUUGUAGGGCCCAUCCUCUUCCCUCCUUCUAUUUUCCUUCCUUGAUCCUGACCCCUAUGUAUUUACAGAAUCUCUAAGUUCCUUGAAUACAAACACUAGGCUGGGCAUGUAUUUAUUUUGUUUGAAUGGCAGAAAUGCUAUAUAUCAAUAUGCUUAUGUAAGAACCUAUAUUAAAGUGUUUCUAUCUAUGCUUAUCCAGUAACUUUCAGUAUUCCCAAGUUAGCACAACUAACUUGGUUUUGUAAUUCUUAAGAUAACUUGAGUUUCCAAGGGAGUAUGUAAACUCCAGUGUUCUCUCUGCGCCCUCUUUUGGCUGAUUGGUGUAAUUAUAGCAGCUCUAGAGAGUUACUGCCUCCUAAGUAAAUUGUAUAGUCAAAUCUUCACAUCAGAAGUACAAACUUAGGGGUUGUUUAUGUACAAAAAUGUAAAAUUUUAUGAAAAUUAAUGUGUUAUCAUCUACUAUGUCAGUGUCUAGUUCAUGCAAAUAUGAUUACUUUGCUUCACUUAUAUGUAUUUUCUUAUAUACUUUAUUAUCAGUUACAAAUUGAUAUAGGAUCAGGAUAAACAAAUGUAAACCAUUAAUUUUAUUUUAAGCCUUACUUUGACAAAUUAGGUCCUCAAAAUUAGAAAAGAUGCUACAAUAAAAUUAUAUAUUUAUAAUGAAACACAGGAAUUUAGUUACAAUGGCAAGCAAGUAUUUAAUGUGUUUUACUGUAUAUCUAAAACACAUUUAGCUUUCUUAAUCUCAGUUUGGAAUGAUUUUUAUCCUAUUAUUGCAUUAAAAUGAUAAGAAAUAAGAGGUAAAUAAUUCUUUCUAUACUUUUUUCUUUUUUUUUUUAACUUUUCUAGUCAGAGUUACAGCUAUAAGCUUUAUUAACCAAUUAAUUAUAUGUUCUGGAUAACUAUGAACAUAACCAAUGUUGUUGAGCAUUAGAAAUAAUUAUGAUUAGUGAGAUUGCUGAUCUUAUCUAUAUGUUAGGUGAUGUUUUUCUUCAUAAAUAUUCCAUUUCUUUUUAAGAAAAAUAUAUGCUAAAGGAUGUGUUACAUGAGAAAAGUAAUUUAUUAGACUUUUGGACAUGAAAGAUUCUUAACCUUAAUUAUGUUACAUGUCUUGAAUAGUUGCACAUGUUGUUCCUUUCUGCAAAGAAAAAUGUUUAUGAGCUAAAAUUUGUAGGUAAAACUAGUUCAGAAUCCCCAAACAGGGAGCAGUCAGUUGUAUUUUGUUACCAAGUCUUAACAGUUAAAUAAUCAGUGCUCUUCCGGCAUAAGAAAAUGCCGGAUUUUUUGUUGAAAGGUUGUAUUAAAAAUAUUUAUGCUUAAUAUAAGUUAUGGUUAUAUUUAAAUUGACAACCUUUAGACAGGAGGAGGCAUAGUUUGUUUUUAAUAGUAAUAGAAGUAAAGACAGUAAGCAUACACAUAGUUUAACCACUGAGUUAAAACUGUUCCCAACUAAUGAGUGAAUUUUUGCUAAUGCUUAGUGGUAUUUUUCUAUAAAGAUUAAGGGUUACAGCUAUUUUUUUAAUUAGACUUUUUCAAGUUGACUUCCAUUCUAGUAAUUAGUUGAAGUAAAUGUAACUAGUAUAUUUCACCCAAAAAGGUAUAUUAACUCUGAAUGUUAAAUACGAAUACUUAACUUUUGACAACACUUCUAUCCAAGAUGUAUGAAGUAAUUUAGAUUAUGGUCACAUAGUUUUACAUGUGUUUACAUAUGCUGGAUCACAGGAUACUUCAAGUGUUCUCACAUGUGUUGCUAUAAAAUUAUAGUCAGUCCAACCUAGGUUUACAGUGACAUUAAUAUUCAUCAAAAGAGCUGUUAGUUUCUCUCUGGACUUUUCUCUAGUCUCUGACUAUCUUUGCAUUUCAUAUAUGAAAAAAUUACCCAACACAAGUUCACUAACCUAUAGCUGCUUCCAUUACGCAAGUAUUUUACAUGAACUCUAAUAUAUGUAGAUAGAUCUUGAAUUUAUUUGGGAAACUUUACACUUAACAAACAUUAACUAGUUUAGGCGUAGGUUCAAGUAUUAGGUUUUGGUUUUUGUAACCCAGCUACUGUUGCUUUAAAAACUGUUAAGUAUUGGCUAGUGUACUUAGUAAGCCAUUUAGUAUGUUCUACUUGCUAGCAUUAUUAAUCAUAUAACUAACUAAUGAGUGAGUAUUCUAUUUAAUGUUCACAUUUUCUAUACUAGAAAUCACUCAUAAUUUUCCUAUAUAUAUCAUAAUUUGCAUUAUAUUCUGUCUUCUGCCAUUUUCAGUAGAAUUCUAGACUUUUCUGUUGUAGAAUUUGAGAAGGUAAUAGAGCCAACUUGUUUGAACUUUUCUGAACCAGUUGUUAAUUCUAGAAACCGAUAUUUAGCAUUUCUGCUGUCUUUAGAUAAUGGUUUUAACUGCAGGAAAAUGUUUGCUAUAUCUAUCCUUCUGUUAUAAUUGUUCAAUUUUUAAAAACAAAUUUUGCUGCAUAUUUGUUCUUUGGAUAUUGCAAUACUGCCUGCUAGUGCUAACUUGAAGACAUAACUAUCUUAUUUAAAAAUUUUAUGUUGUUGGUAUUGCCAAUGACUUUUUAUACUUUUAUUGUUAUUGUGUCUUAUUCUUUUUAUCCACAGUAGAGUGCAAGUACAAAAGAGUAGUGAGUAGCUAAAAUACUGGACAUAGAGAAUAGGUCGGGACCAUUAUUAAGAUGGAGAGAAUAUUAGAUCAAGUCUGAAUAAUCAAUAUCUCAGUAAUAAGGUUGAUUGGAUAGAGUUUCUGUGACAUUAGAAAACCGCCCUGCUGCGAUCAUUUCAGCCAUUAUCUCUUCUUGAUACCAUUUUAGUGUAAGAGUUGUUAGUACAUAAAUUAAUUUAUUCAAGGAAUUUAUAAUGCAAGUUUCUCAGCUGGCCAGAUACUUUUGAGAAGAUAUUCUGCAUUUUAAAUAUUAUAACUGUUGUGUAAGCUAACAUGAAGUGUUAAUGACUAAUGUGGAAGGUGCAGCUAGCUAUACAUUGUCAAGGAGGUAUGAAUAGGUUGCCUGAGUUUGAUUUAGAAGACUGAGACCUUAUUUUACCAAUCUACUAUUACAAAAAAAAAAAAAAAGUGGGG
This is a messenger RNA of Condylura cristata (star-nosed mole), 6396 nucleotides long. It is a transcript of the gene ZDHHC21, whose product is annotated as zinc finger, DHHC-type containing 21. Gene Ontology annotation, biological process: peptidyl-L-cysteine S-palmitoylation; protein targeting to membrane. Gene Ontology annotation, cellular component: Golgi apparatus; endoplasmic reticulum. The record is from RefSeq and is a predicted model, not a curated record. The coding region runs from base 501 to 1298 and encodes 265 amino acids. The transcript is spliced from 10 exons. NCBI's taxonomy places the organism in Eukaryota, Metazoa, Chordata, Mammalia, Eulipotyphla, Talpidae. Gene Ontology annotation, molecular function: protein-cysteine S-palmitoyltransferase activity.